GGUUCCACCGUUUUCCUCUGUACUCUACUUGAGCCUCUUCUUCGUCUUCGCUAUCUCCCAAGUCGUAAUUCCUGUUUCGCCAUUACAGCCAGCUCUUGAUUCGUCCAGUUAAGCAUCGAAGCAGCUAUCUGAGAUGACGGAGGCCGCGAUUCGGAACAAGCCUGGAAUGGCCAGCGUCAAGGACAUGCCGAUCCUCCAAGACGGGCCACCGCCGGGUGGAUUCGCACCCGUUCGUUACGCUCGCCGGAUUCCCACCAAAGGCCCUAGCGCCAUGGCGAUUUUCCUUACUGCUUUUGGUGCAUUCUCUUGGGGGAUGUAUCAGGUCGGCAAAGGCAACAAGAUCCGAAGAGCACUGAAAGAAGAAAAAUAUUCAGCCCGGCGUGCAAUAUUGCCUGUACUUCAAGCUGAGGAAGAUGAAAGAUUCGUGAAAGAGUGGAAGAGUUACCUCGAAUAUGAGGCUGAAGUUAUGAAGGACGUGCCUGGUUGGAAAGUGGGUGAAAGCGUUUACAACUCAGGAAAAUGGAUGCCUCCAGCAACUGGUGAGUUACGGCCCGAAGUCUGGUGAUCAUUUUGUUUUGAACAGACUUGACUCAUUUUGUUUGAACUUGUCUGCUCUGCCAAUGAUCCUCGUAUGGGUUUUGCUUGAUUUGUUGGAUCAUAGCCUUCCUUAUGAUAAUAAAAGAAGGGUAGCCCCAUGAGCGUUCUAAUUAACACGUGAGCGUUCCUCGCACUUGGUGUGAGUUGAAUUGUUGAUAUGAUAAAUGACUAUCUAUUAUUUGUAUGGAGCAUAAAAGGGUUUGAAGACAUGUCAUUCCUCUCGUGUUCGCCCUUUUAUGUUGAGUUCAGUUUACUUAAUCUAGCCGGUAAUGAUCUUAGUA
This is a messenger RNA of Cucurbita moschata (crookneck pumpkin), 878 nucleotides long. RefSeq names its product NADH dehydrogenase [ubiquinone] 1 alpha subcomplex subunit 13-B-like. The record is from RefSeq and is a predicted model, not a curated record. Bases 134 to 565 code for a protein of 143 amino acids. The transcript has 3 exons. NCBI's taxonomy places the organism in Eukaryota, Viridiplantae, Streptophyta, Magnoliopsida, Cucurbitales, Cucurbitaceae.